Molecule: messenger RNA, 378 nt
Organism: Schizophyllum commune H4-8
Lineage: Eukaryota; Fungi; Basidiomycota; Agaricomycetes; Agaricales; Schizophyllaceae
Exons: 4
Coding region: 1-378 (125 amino acids)
Molecular function (GO): nucleic acid binding; zinc ion binding
Source: RefSeq, a predicted model, not a curated record
AUGGAUUCCGGCAACCGUGCGGCAAGCGGUGGAGGCGGCGGAAAGUGCUUCAAGUGCGAUCAAGAAGGCCACUGGUCAAAGGAUUGUCCAAAUACAGACAGUUUUGGUGGUGGAGGGCGGUCGAAGAGCAUGAACUCCGGAGGCGGAGGCGGCGGUCAGACGGGCGAAUGCUACAUUUGCCACGAGACAGGUCACUGGAGUAAUGCAUGCCCCAACAAGGACGGCGGUGGCGGCGGCGGGCGAUCGACCUCGACGAGAGGAAAGAGAGGCAGAAGCGGCAGCACUCGAGGGUCUACGCGAGGGCGCGGAGGGGCGAAGAAGGCGGGGCGAGGCAGAGCAGUGAAGAAGACGACGUUUGCUGCGGCGGACGAUUGGUGA